AUGUGGGGACUGAUACGGCGAUUCUCCAGCGAAGACGGACAAUUCGGACUACAACAACAGCAGCAGCAGCGGCAGCAGCAGCAGCAGGAGGAGGAGGGACAGACCAAGCAGCAGCAGACCAGGCAGGGAAAAGAUGGGAUAAACGACGUCUUCAACCCCGUCAAGAGGACGGCCAGCCCGUUCCGCCCCCCACCGCUGGAACCCAUCGUGCUAUACGGGUACAGGGACGAUACAGACGACUCGGCACGGCUGCUCAGCCAUGCGGUCGCGGAAGAGAUUCGCUCCAUGAUCCCCGAGAGGCUGCGCAUCGUCGAGGACUGGCACCUCAUCUACAGUCUCGAGCAGGAUGGAGCCAGUCUGGCCACGCUGUAUCAGAAGUGCAAGGCGUACGAGGGGUCCAGGGUCGGGUUCGUCCUUGUUGUUAGGGACCAAGAGGGAGCCACAUUUGGCGCCUAUCUAACCGAAUACCCACACCCUUCGCCGGCCUUCUUCGGAAGCGGAGAGUGCUUCCUGUGGCGGGCAUCCACGCUGGCGUCCCUGCCUCCACCGCCCUCGGCUGACACGGACAACCUCCAGCGGAACACGAUGCUCAGACCGCCCACAUCCUCCACGAACCCCCCCUCUUCUCCUACCGCCUCUGGCCAUCAGCAGCAACGACACUCCCCCUCCCCCAGCGAGACCAUCCGAUUCAAGGCUUUCCCCUACAGCGGCCUCAACGACUUCUACAUCAACUGCGAGACGGGCUUCCUGAGCGUCGGGUCCGGCGGUGGACACUACGGCCUCUGGCUGGACGACUCGCUCGGCCUCGGCCAUUCUUCCCGCUGCGAGACGUUUGGUAAUGAGCCGCUUAGUGAUGAGGGGGAGAAGUUUGACAUCAUCGGGGUUGAGCUUUGGGUCAUGGGCACGUGA
Messenger RNA from Geosmithia morbida, 909 nucleotides. RefSeq lists its product as uncharacterized. Gene Ontology annotation, biological process: response to oxidative stress. The record is from RefSeq and is a predicted model, not a curated record. Lineage: Eukaryota; Fungi; Ascomycota; Sordariomycetes; Hypocreales; Bionectriaceae. The coding region runs from base 1 to 909 and encodes 302 amino acids. The transcript is spliced from 2 exons. Gene Ontology annotation, cellular component: nucleus.